This is a messenger RNA of Phyllotreta striolata, 1658 nucleotides long. Lineage: Eukaryota; Metazoa; Arthropoda; Insecta; Coleoptera; Chrysomelidae. The record is from the annotation of a GenBank genome assembly.
AAAAAAACUACAAUACGUUAUAUAAGGAUAACUUUUAAUUCAACUCAGGAAACUAGAUUGCGUUAUGAAUCGAAAUGAAUCGACGUGGAAGUAGUACACUCACUGGUGAAAUUGUUACUUUCGAUGCUGUACACAGGCGGAAGAGCAAAUUAGGCAAAAAUGUAGAAGAAGAGGAAGAAGAAGAAGUUUCCAAUGUCACUGGUCCAAAAUUUGGUAAACGCCACGUCCAAACCCUCUGUUACUUCUUCAUAAUCCUAUUCAACCAAUGCAACAGGCAACACCUAUCACUCACCAUCGUCGCCAUGAUGGACUCGAAACUAAACGAAAAAAACAACAUUCCGACCUUAAAUUGGACGAACAGAAACGUCAUCAUUUCAUCGUUCUUCUGGGGCUACAUCGGCCCGCAAGUCAUCACCGGCUGGUUGAUGACCAAAUACGGACCGAAAUGGUUCCUGAUCAGCAGCUCGGUAAUCUGCUCCCUACUCAGCUGCAUGAUACCAUGGUUCGCCAUACACUGCGGUUCCACAUCAGUUAUCAUCGUCAGAGUACUGCAAGGACUCUGCCAGUCCUUCAUGAUACCUUCGGUGUCCUGUUUCAUGAGCAGGUGGAUACCCGUCACCGAGAGAAGCAGGACUGGCGCUUUUAUUAUCGCAAGUUCCUCUGUGGCUACUGUUAUAAGUAUGCCGAUAUCCGGAGCCAUUGCGGCUAGUCCUUAUGGGUGGCCCAUGACUUAUUACGCUUUCGGCGGAGCUUGUGUAUUAAGCUGCGUUUUAUACGGGGUGCUGGGAUCGAACUCGCCCAGCACGCAUAAGAGCAUCACUGAAGAAGAGAGGAGUUUUAUAGUUAAAACUGCCAUCAAUACCACCGUCAAAGGGCCGAAGACGCCAUGGGGAAAAAUAGUAACGUGUGUACCGUUUUGGGCUUGCGUUUUUACCACAACUUGUAUGGUGCUAUUGAAUUGGAUAUUUCUCAGCCAAAUUCCCACGUACAUGAGCAAGAUAAUGAGAUACGACUUAAAGUCGAACGGUCUAUUGACUUCGUUAAUAUACCUCACGCAAUGGGCGGUGUGCAUAACAUCGAGCAUCGUGGCGGAUUUCCUCAUCAACAAAAACUACCUGCGACCCACGUUGACCAGAAAACUAUUCACGGCUAUAGGAAUGAUCGUACCGAGCGCCUCGCUGUUCCUUCUGGCCCAUUGCACCGAGGAGAAUUACAUCGAAGGCGUGGUGAUGAUUCUGGUGUCGGUAGGAGCGGCAGGAGCGAAUUGGUCGGCUUGCUGCAUCAACAACCUGGAUCUCGCGCCGAAUUUCGCCGGCGUCCUGCAAGGGUUCAUCAACGGGAUUUCGCACGUUUUCGCCCUGCUGGCGCCGCUGAUCGUGCAGGUUAUCGUACACGAUGAGAGCGAUCCUGCACAGUGGCAGAAGGUGUUUUAUAUGAGCAGUGGCGUGGCUAUAAUGGGGGUUAUUGUGUACAGUUUGUUCGGAUCGGGCGAGGAACAGCCGUUUAAUAAAAUUGAAGAUGGUAACAAUGAUGAAGAAACGGCGUUGAAGUAGGUUGUGAUGAUGCAAAAGAAUGGUACCGUGGAGUAGAUUUUAAAUUAAGUAAUUUAUAAAGUUGUGUAUUUAUUGAGCGUAUAGUGAAAAUUCAUUAAAAAAGCA